AUGUCUGCGGACUAUCCUCCCGUCUGUCUGUUUCCGGCUCAGUCCAGCGUCAACUUCAGCCUCUUUCAUCCAUUCCCCAUCAUGCUCCUCGCCAUCGUCGAGAGCCACAAGGGGAAGUCUUCCUGGCAACCAAAACCACAGACUUCUUCACCAGUCGCUACAACCGCUACGAAUCCUAUAAGCAGUUUCACACAUUCACUAAUACGGACAUCUUCCGCUUCAACUACAAGAAUUGUACCACAACAUACAGCAACUACAUCCAGCAGGAGCUUCACCCAGAUGGUUCUCGUGGAGCCUGCCGACAGCCACAGCCUAAAGUUUCAUCCCGGUAACAUCGUAAAGUUUUCCCCUCGGACCCUUGACGUUUCCGUCGGCGACACUGUCUGGUUUUACUCUCUGAAUGGGUCGUUUAUACUCUACAACACUACCCUCGAAGCGCCGUGUACACGCCUAGUUAGAUACGGAGAUGAUGCCUAUAAACGCGUCAUUUUCCAAGUAAACUCCACAGAGCCAUUAUUCCUCAUCGGUUCUCAGGAUCAUGACAUAUACAGCUGUUGCCCUUCGAAUUACUUUGCUUUAAACCCUGGGGCCCAAAAGGAUCAGUUUUUCCACUCAAUUGGACGCAUAUGCCAGGUCGUCAGCGUCACCCACCCUUCGAACGUGUAUCCCACAAUGACAGGAACUAUCGUGGUCGAGCCUAAUGGGGACGUCAUUACUACCUUGGGGGUUUGA
Molecule: messenger RNA, 732 nt
Organism: Aspergillus fumigatus Af293
Lineage: Eukaryota; Fungi; Ascomycota; Eurotiomycetes; Eurotiales; Aspergillaceae
Exons: 2
Coding region: 1-732 (243 amino acids)
Source: RefSeq, a predicted model, not a curated record